Molecule: messenger RNA, 1530 nt
Organism: Pyricularia pennisetigena
Lineage: Eukaryota; Fungi; Ascomycota; Sordariomycetes; Magnaporthales; Pyriculariaceae
Exons: 3
Cellular component (GO): membrane
Molecular function (GO): sucrose:proton symporter activity
Source: RefSeq, a predicted model, not a curated record
CAAUCAUCACUUUAUUUGUCUGCAGUAGCUUCAAUGGCUGCAUCAAUGGAGGAGCGAAAUGAUGACUUACCACUGCAAAGGAUUCCAUCCGAGGAAGAUGGGCAAGAGUUAGAGUUUGAAGAGCUCGACGAAUUGAUUGAGCAGAAAUCGCCCGAGGAACUUAGUAUACUCAGCAUACUACUCCUAACAUGUCCUAGCCUUGGACUCCAAGUUUACUGGUUCUUACUCCAGUCAAGCGGCACGCCCUACCUACGCUCGCUUGGUCUGGACGGCGCCAGCAUUUCCAUCAUCUGGGCGCUGGGCCCCAUAUUCGGCGCCUUCGUGCAGCCCAUCCUCGGCAACCUGAGCGAUGAGUUUCCUCACCCGCUCUGCCGGCGCAAGCCGUUCAUGAUCGCCGGCGCGGCCGUCGUCUCCCUGGCGACUUUUACCAUGGCGUGCGCCCAGGAGCUCACGGCACGCUUCAUCCCCGACACGCUGACCAGCCCAUGGCAGCCACGCGCCCUGGCCGUGGCCUGCCUCGUGGUCAUCCUCUUCGCCCUCGGCGCAUACUCGGUCGGCGUACGCGCCAUCGUGGUGGACAACUGCCCGCCGAGCCAGCAGUUCGGCGCGGCGGCCUGGUCCAUGCGCUGGAACGUGCUGGGCUCGGCGGCGCUCUCGACGGCCGGCUUCUUCGCCGUGACCGGCCGCCCGGAAACCGACCCCGCUGUCACGUUCCGCGCCCUGGCGUGCGUCGCCGCCGUCUGCUCCGCCGCCACCGUCGGCCUCGUCUGCUGGUUCGCGCCGCCGGAGACCACGCCGCGUCUACGGCCCCAGGGGUCGGGGCUGCGGAGCGUCUUGAGUCUGUGCGCGCCGGGCUCGCUGGUGCGGAGGUGGCGUCGCCUGCCGCCGCUGACGAACAAAGUGUGCAACAUUCAGCUCCUGGCGUGGUGUGGCUGGUUUCCCAUGCUGUACUACAUGUCCACGCAAGAAAUUCCACUUGUAGCAAGAUUCGAAAUGUCCUCGGUCCAAGCCUGGCAGCGGGGGCUGGACGCCAAAUCAGUAGAGAGCCGCGCGAGAUCCUAUCCGCUCUACGCGUCCCUCUUCUUCUCCUUCGGCACAGUCUCCUCGACGCUCCUCCUGCUCCUGCUGAACGCCAGCAGCUCCUUUCCCAAAAUCACCCUGCCGCGGAUCUGGCUCGUCUCCGAACUCGUCGCGACCGCCUCCCUCCUCCUGACGUUCUUCCUGUGCUCCCGGCACGCCUCCUUGACCCUCAUCUUCCUCAUGGGGACGACGUGGACGGUGACCAUGUGGGUGCCGUUUGCGCUGAUCAACGCCGAGCUCGCGGAGCUGCGCUCGGGCGUGGCGGGCGUGCAGGGCCUGCACAACCUGGCCGUGUCGCUGCCGCAGAUCGCCAGCGCGCUGGUCUGCGCCGCCGUCCUGGGCGGCCUGCGCCUGGUCGGCGUGGACGGCGGCGCCGUGUGGCUGUUGAGGCUGGCCGCCGUGCCCGUUGCCUCGUCCGCGUGGCUGACCUGGCGGCUGGAUGGCGCGUGA